AUUUAAAAUGCAAUAGAUUCUUUUAUUUACGGGCAAUAUGGAGCCACAACAGGGACAGGCGGAGAGCUUCCAGAACGUCAGUAAUGAAUUCCAGCAGGAGACAAGGACAGAGCCUGGCAUCCAGAAAUUGCCGGCUAACACAUCAUUCUUAGGAGAUAUUGCCGCCGAGAUUGCCGGCAUACAUGGAGCAGACCGGCUGGACUUCAGAAGGGAUCAAGAGAAUGAACCGGAUAUAGAAAAUACCACUGGAUUUGUUAACAUCCAUGACCUGCUCCUAAUGGAAGCUGAUCCCACGCCUGGUGAGCAGAUAACCGAACUAAUCCUGCGUGAUUUCUGCUCCUCCCCGACGUACUUUGAAGAGCAUCAUGAAACCGCCAAUGAAACCUCCCCUUGGUUUCGAUUUAGACAUAAAAAAAUCAAAACCUAUAGUAAAAGACGGAUUCCAAAAGAGGAACCACCACCUGUUACCAUCAAAUACGAAGAGGAGGAGGAGGAUCGCUUAAGCUGUUCAUCUGGACUGUCAGUGCAGGAAGACUUCACAACCCCAGCAACUACUUCGGUGUGCGAAUUAGAUGCCAACACUUCGCAGAAAAUUUGUGAGAAUUUGCUGAAUCUAAGUGAAUACUUCUCUCUGGGUAAUUCCACUUCCAAUUCCAAUAAAUGCCCAAAUAUAGACCUGCCAUCUAAAAAAGAACCCAACCUUGAGGAUUCCUUGGAAUCCAAAGAAGACUUAUGCCCCAUUUCGGAUACUCAAUCGUCAGUUGAAUAUUCUGCCGUUGAGCUGCAGAAUUUUCGAGAUGAGUUACUGGAAAGCGACUAUACGUUCGAGGCCUCCCAAAACUGUGAUAUAAAACCGAGAGGUACGGUUGGUGACACUAUUUUCGGUGAUAUGGAAAGUAUCAAAAAUACAGAUUCCAAAGUCUGCGAAGAUUGGUCUGAGGGAGAUUCCUUUUUGGAGAACAUAAACACCGAACAAAUAUCAUUAAACGAUGAUAAAGGCGCCGAAACGGAAAAUAAAACUAGACCAUCUGAGAUUAAAUCGGAAAACUAUGAAAUAUUGUUACAUGAUAUCCCAAUAACUGAAUGGCAAACGCCAAUGGAUGUUCCAGACGAGAAGAAUAUAGAAUCUAAAGAAUCAGUAAAAGAUGCUUUUCAAAAUAAAGCAAGUUCUACCAAAGACAUCACAGAUACGCAAUUUUUGCAGGAAUUUCCUCUUGAAGACUGGCAGCCAGAUGAGGUUACGGAAUUUGUUGGUUUCCGCACUGCCUCCAACAAACAAAUUCACAUUUCCGAGGAAACAAAACUACGAGCAGCUAAGCUUUUGUCUGAUUUGGACGCAGAGGAUGUUCAGAAGGAAACUGCAACAAAUGUCCCUGAGUUUGUUGGAUUUCGCACCGCCUCAAACAAAGCAAUUAAGAUUUCUGAUGAAACAAAAAAGCGUGCUGCUAAGUUCAUUGCUGAUUUCGAAGCAGAAGAGCAUCAGAAGGAUAGCAGCAAUGAAGACUCUGAAACUAUUAAUGAGUUUGUUGGCUUCCGAACAGCUUCCAAUAAAGCUAUUGCAAUUUCUGAGGAAACCAAACAACGAGCGGCUGCUUUACUAGCUGAUUUGGAAGCAGAGGAUCCACAAAGGGAUACUGGCGAUGGAAAUACUGCAAAAUUGGACGACUUUGUUGGCUUUCGAACAGCCUCAAACAAAGCUAUUGCAAUUAGCAAAGAAAUGGAAACCAAAGGAGCUAAGUUUCUUGCCCAAUUCAACGAGGAAGAGGAAAAGGCUCUAGCUGCAGACACUGAAUUCCUUGAAAGUAUAGCCUUUAGUCAGUGGGAGCCUUUAGAUACCCCAGAUACCGAUACAACCCGCAGGGAUACUAGUAAAGCAAAUGAUAUGGAAAUAAAAGGUACAACGGCAGACGAUAAUACAUCCACUUUUGAAGUUCCUGCUGACCCAUCGAUGAACACCAGCCAAUCGGCAAAUAUUCCCCAGCUCGUUGCCUUCCAUAAGACUUCCUACAAAUUUAUGGAAGUUUCCCAAGAAAUGAGAGUAAAGGGAGAUAAAUUGAUGGCUGAUGUGAUAGCGGGGACACCUAGUGCAUCACGUUCUUUAGAUACUCCAGAGUUUGUUGGUUUUCGAACAGCCUCAAACAGACCUAUCGAAAUAACAGAAGAAAUGAAGAAAAAAGCAGCAAAAUUAAUAGCUGAAGUUGAAGCCAGUGUCCAGUGUAAUAAUCAACAUAAUAUUGAAAAAGAACUAGAAGGUAAUAAUGACUUUGUUGGCUUUCGGACAGCCUCCAAUAAAAACAUUGUUGUAUCGGAAGAAAUGCAAAAAAAAGCUGCCAAGUUUAUGGCUGAGAUUCAGGCAGACGAAAUUCAAGUUAAUGAAAAUCAAAUAACAGCCGAAGCUGAGUUUGUUGGGUUUCGAACAGCCUCAAAUAAAUCAAUUACUGUUUCUGAAGAAAUGAAAAAGAAAGCAGCCAAGUUAAUGGCUGAAGUGCAAGCUGAAGAAGGCAAUUCAAAUAUUCUUAGUAGCAAAAUCAAUAAAAAUAAAGAACAGGCUGAAGUCCAAGUGGAAAGUACAAACCAAUUGGAGAAUAUAGAAAAAACUAAAGUUAUCUAUAUCAUAAGCAAUAAUAAUAAUAUUGAGUGCCAAUCUGACGAGUCAGAUGAAGUUUCUGGCGAGGAAUUCCAAGGCUUCCCAAACAACGAUAUGCAACCAAUUGACCCAUCUGAGGACUUUGUGUUUCCCAGGCAAUCGCAAGUUAAUGUGGAUAUUUCUGACUCGAGAGUAGGAACACCCAAAAAUCGUCGUGAAACCACUGACGGCAUCCCAUCAAGCAAGCGUCGGCGGAGUAAUUUUUCGCAAAAUGAGCAACCAGGUGGCUGUCAGUUGGUCAAGACCACCUCGUGCAACAGUGCACUGUGUACUCCCAGCCAAUCCCAGGAGAUGCACGCAUCGCUGACGCAGCUGGCGAGUCGUUCGCCACUGGAUCACAGCACCAAGACAUCAGUUAUAGCCCGCCGAAACUUACUGACACUGAGCAAGAGACGAAAGCGUAACAGCGCAACAUCUGAAGGUGAUGGAAUCGAUACCCCCUUGAAACCCAAAUUUACUCCAAUGGCAGCAUCCACCAGCACCCCUCUAGCCAAUAAAAACACAAACCUAAGGAAGGAAGCAACCAUAUUGCAACAGAAUGUAGAGGAUAUGUCGCCCAUUUGCAUGCCGCCAAACAAAUCCAGACGACUUGGCUUGAGUCGCAGUCGCUAUUAGAAAUUAUUAUUAGUCAGUCAGUAAUAUUAAUUUCAUAGGCAUGGAUUGCUGGAUGGUCUAUGCUUUGUGUAUAGGAAUAAUUUUAUUUUUUUUAUUAAGGUUAUCUUUAGUUUUAAGCAGAAUAUUCGAGUUUGUUGAAAACAAAUAUAAUAUUGCCAAUUAUUCAUA
Messenger RNA from Drosophila ananassae, 3430 nucleotides. It is a transcript of the gene Brca2, whose product is annotated as breast cancer type 2 susceptibility protein homolog. The coding region runs from base 38 to 3262 and encodes 1074 amino acids. The transcript is spliced from 3 exons. Gene Ontology annotation, biological process: regulation of DNA-templated transcription; double-strand break repair via homologous recombination. The record is from RefSeq and is a predicted model, not a curated record. NCBI's taxonomy places the organism in Eukaryota, Metazoa, Arthropoda, Insecta, Diptera, Drosophilidae.